AUGCGGCGAGAGACACCUGGCGGCCGGUCGCGGAAAACGGCGGACUUGCACGUGGCCAUCAGCGCGCGCAAUCGCGACCACGUGGCGAGUCUCGCCACGGUGCUGAUAGAUGCUGGCCAUGCAGACGUGAAUCAACGGAGCAAGGACCGGAAUGAGCGGUUUGAGUCACCUUUGUUCAGUGCCUGUCGCCUGGGCUAUGGCGACAUUGCCAAGAUCCUCAUCAAGUCUGGGGCGGACGUGAACCAACGCGACUUCUACGACCAUUCGCCAUUGUGGGUCGCCGCUGUCGAGCGGCGCCUGGACCUGGUCAAGCUCCUGAUCCGCAGUGCCCGGUCCCACCUGCGACACAUUUUGGAAUACCUAGUGGCGAGUGGGGCUAGUCCAGACCUGCGGGAUGAAUUGGGUCGUAAUGCCCUUUUCUGGAGCUUGAAGAACAAGGACCUGAAGGCCUUUAGGUUCCUGGUAGAAGCCGGGGCCCGACUGAACCCCAAUUGGGACUGGCUCCAGUCCAACAGGUUGCCGAAAGCACUUGAUCUCAAGUCGACUCGAGAUGGAACGGAGUUUCUUCACUGGUUGCACCUGGAAACCACUCAGCCCAGGCCCUUGCUGAGACAGGCUCGAACAGUAAUUCGCAGGUGUUUAUCUGGAGACGGAUCUUCGAUUGCAAAAAGAACAAAGCAGCUGCCUUUACCUGACACUCUGAAGCGAUAUUUGCUGCUGAAUGAAAAGUCUGCUUUGGCAGACGCGGAUCUCGGCCACGAAAAGCCGGAAAUCGUCUGCAUCUUGGGACCGGAACCCCGAUCUUUGGACCCUCUGGUGCUUUAAACCCAGCACCGUGGCGUUUCUCUUGAAAAAAACAAAGAGACUUAUUCUCUCCCUUUUUUGCACUCAUGCUUUGAACGAAGAAACAAAAAUGCGUGCUUUUCUGCUUGAAAAAAAAAGAAACAAGCUUCUCUGCAGAGUUCCGUGUCUCUUUUCAGGAACAAGUGGGCACAGUUGAGACGGGGCGUCGGUAAAGUUGUGAUACAUUUCGUGCGGAGGGAGAUAUUUUGUUUUCUCUUCGUUUCGAGUCCUCGAAAUUCGUGGUGCAACUUUUUUGAGGGGAGCAAAUGCAGUUCACGACAGAGUAUGAAAAA
This is a messenger RNA of Notodromas monacha, 1136 nucleotides long. The record is from the annotation of a GenBank genome assembly. NCBI's taxonomy places the organism in Eukaryota, Metazoa, Arthropoda, Ostracoda, Podocopida, Cyprididae.